AUGAAAAAAGUAGCAGUAAUAGGAAAUGGAAACUGGGGAACAACAGUAUCUAGGCUCAUAGCAAAUAACAUUACUGCAACACAAGAUUUUGAUUCGGAGUUGCUGCUUUGGGUGCACGAGGAGAUGUACCAACACCAGAAGCUGUCAGAGUAUAUCAACGCACUCAGGACAAAUCCGAUUUAUCUUCCUGGAGUAAGAUUGCCAGACAAUAUCAGAGCAGUGACUAGCUUUGAUGAGAUCAACGAAGCAGAUAUUUUUGUGAUUUGCUUACCGUGCAAGUUUUUAGAUACAAUUAAGGAGAUCAAGCCAAAAAAGGGAUCUUUUGCAAUAAACUUGUCUAAAGGACUGAUAUUGAAAGAUGAAAAGCUAUACACACCCAGUGAAUACAUAGAAAGUAUUCUUAAAAUUGAGUGUGCCAGUCUAUGUGGUGCGAAUAUUGCAAUUGAAGUGGCCACCGAGCAGCUAUCGGAAUGUACGGUGGGAUACACCGAUAAAGACCAGAUUAACUGUCUUGAGUGGAUGUUUGACAAUGACUAUUUUAGGCCUAGAAUUAUUCCACAUGACAUUGGGAUUGAGAUCUGUGCAGCGUUAAAGAACAUUGUCAGUUUGGGAUUUGGAAUUAUUGAGGGCAUGGAGUGGGGAUCGAACACAAAGGCCAUGCUGUUUAGAAAGGGUCUUGUCGAGAUGGAGAGGUUUUGUAAGCUUAUGAAAGGAAAGUUUUUAGUGCUGGAGAGUUGCUGUAUCGGAGAUUUGUUGACCAGCUGUCUGAAUGGUAGGAAUUUCAGGUGUGGAAUGCAAAUGGCCAAGGACCGAUGCAAAAGUGCGGAGAUAGAGAAAAAGAUGGGCGGACAGAAGCUUGAAGGGCCGGAGACUGUUAUGAUGAUAAACAGCUGGCUGGAAGCCAACAACAUGGAGAUUCGCAACUUUCCUGUUUUCCAGGCAAUACACAGGAUAUGCUUUCUGGGCGAGGCGCCUGAGUUUUUACAUUCGGUGCUGAAAAAGAGUGGUGAGUAG
This is a messenger RNA of Vittaforma corneae ATCC 50505, 1014 nucleotides long. RefSeq names its product glycerol-3-phosphate dehydrogenase (NAD(+)). NCBI's taxonomy places the organism in Eukaryota, Fungi, Microsporidia, Nosematidae. Gene Ontology annotation, cellular component: glycerol-3-phosphate dehydrogenase (FAD) complex; cytosol. The record is from RefSeq and is a predicted model, not a curated record. The transcript has a single exon. Gene Ontology annotation, molecular function: protein homodimerization activity; NAD binding; glycerol-3-phosphate dehydrogenase [NAD(P)+] activity. Bases 1 to 1014 code for a protein of 337 amino acids. Gene Ontology annotation, biological process: glycerol-3-phosphate catabolic process; carbohydrate metabolic process.